This is a messenger RNA of Rangifer tarandus platyrhynchus (Svalbard reindeer), 327 nucleotides long. Lineage: Eukaryota; Metazoa; Chordata; Mammalia; Artiodactyla; Cervidae. The record is from the annotation of a GenBank genome assembly.
AUGGAGGAAAAGGCACAUGAACACACAGCAAGAUGGCAGCAUCCGCACGCUACGCAGAAAGCCCUCACCAAGAAUCAAACCUGCUGGUUCCUUGAUCUUGGACUUCCUGGCCCCCACAUCUCCUGCCAGGAUCCUCUGUCCAUGGAGUUUUCCAGAAAAGAUCACUGGAGUGGGGCACCAUCUCCUACUCCAGAGACUGAACCCGUGUCUCCUGUGUCUCCUGCACUGGUAAGCAGAUUCUUUACCACUGAGCCACCUGGGAAGCCUGUCACUUCAAAUAAGUAUAUAGAAAUAUCACAGGACCUAUGCUGCAGUGUUUUAGAGUAA